Molecule: messenger RNA, 2698 nt
Organism: Uranotaenia lowii
Lineage: Eukaryota; Metazoa; Arthropoda; Insecta; Diptera; Culicidae
Product: sphingomyelin phosphodiesterase 4
Exons: 7
Coding region: 148-2610 (820 amino acids)
Biological process (GO): sphingomyelin catabolic process; glycerophospholipid catabolic process; ceramide biosynthetic process
Molecular function (GO): sphingomyelin phosphodiesterase D activity
Source: RefSeq, a predicted model, not a curated record
UUCAAGCGGCAAGCGGCAGAUGCCGAUGGUGGAUGAACUGGUUUGAUUUCUACAUUUGAAUCCUUAAAAUAUCGGGUAGUUUACCGCUUUGAUACACUUAUUUGGUGUAGUUUAGUUUGACAAAGUGCAGGUUACAUUUUCGACGCCAUGGAUUCACCUGGGGUAAGAAUCUUGGAAAUCCUUAGCCUUCCACCGAUAAUGCGCUGCCCGGAACUGGGUCUUCUCAUCGAUCGUGCCAGCUUGAAGGAGCUGCAGGACAUCUAUCCGAUCGUGAUCAAUUCGAUCUUCGGCAUCAACAGCGGGUCCGGGUGGGGCUUCCGGAUCAUGACACGGGACACGCACCCGCACGAUUUUGAUGUGCUGUACAAUUUUUUUAUACCUAUCGGGGGCCCAAUGUUUCGGCUUUGCUACCGGCUGCUAAACGAUUCCCUCAAAUAUGAGUUGCCGAUGUCCUUCCUACCUCCAAAAAUGCAGCAGAUGAUCGAAAGUGGAAGACACUCAACGUUCUACAGUGAUCUUAUCAAUAUCGACCCUUUCCGAAGACAAAUCGUUUCGUUAUCUUUGAACGCAUUUGACUAUUUCCUGUUCCAUUUCGCACUGCACGGCAAUGUUCCGCUGCAGCGACUCUGUCCGGCUGCAAUGAACCCGGGCGUACACGAGAAAGCGAAAACUCUGUAUCUGAUACUGACGGCGGAAUAUUUGUGUACGUUUUUACCGAGCCAUCCAGAUUCGAUUGUGCUGCCACAGAUUGUGUGCGGCAGCGCCAUCAAGUUGCCGUCCCCAACCGUAAUGCCCGUUAUGCAGCCAACGAAAUCUCCCAAAUAUCUGCUACUAUCGGCGCUGCAUCACCACGCUCCCACAACCGCGCCAAACGCUUCGAUGCAGCAACGUUCGGCCAACACUAGCAGCGCCCUUCUGGAAUCAUCCCGAACUCACUGUUGGCGGUCGGAAUCGGCGUUGCACAUCUUCAUCGACUGCUGGCUCCGACUAGAUAUCGAUGACUCCCGGGAGCUUCCCAGUAACGAGUUCAUCCGAUGUGUUCGUAUUCUGGUCAAACAGCUGCAUGCGUUCGGAAACAGCGGUGAUCUGGAUAACAGCUCCAUGGCCCUCCUGAGACAAUCAGCUCAACCGCUUAUGAAUGCUCGAAUGUUUAGCUUCCUCAAGUCGCUCAUGGCUCGCUGGCCCCUGGACAGUUCCUUCUCGGACGUGCUGGAGCUAUGGCUCAGCUAUGUACAACCCUGGCGAUACACCUUUAACCGGGAUCUGAGCAGCAAUGCCGAUCUACCGAUUACUCAGCGGCACGAAACCUUUAUAGGGGAAAAUUUGAUAAGUUACACGCAAAUUUUCGUACAAUUGAUUCCGAGAUUCGAACGUAUGGACCUCACAACCUUACGAAAUGUGUUGAUGCUGUUCCGAUUGCUUAAGGUUUUCAGUCAAGGAAAUUUGAUCGAAUUAUUGAGCCAAAACGAGGCAAUGAUGUCCUCGAAUAACAAUGUAUCCUUAAACAAUUCUCCCUUCAACGCGUCACCAACUGCGGGUAACAUUUCCGGGGCUUCAAAUCGAUCGGGAGCUAACAUGAGCACCACUGGCACUCACAAUAGAUCCGGAGGAGGAGGAGAGUGGAAAACUUUCAGCUCCCCUGGUCGUCCGGGGACACCCGGUAACCGAUCCACUGGAGAGCCAAACGAAGACAGUUAUGUGUUUCUGUUUGGGGAACAUUUCGGGGUCGCCAUCGAGGAGCUGUUGAAGAAAAUUUACGUUUCCAUGCUAAUAGCGAAAGAUAAUUUGAGGCAGCUGCAACAGGAAAAGGAAAACCGCUACCAGGGGGUGCUCCGGUAUUUGCACAAGUUGAUCGGUUUCUUCGAUCAGGAUCCGGUCUACACGUCGAUGUUGAACGAGCGCUCGAAGAUACCGGAAAUUUUGGACGUGGCGCUGCAGAUUCUAUCGAGGAUGUUUCAGAUCCCCCUAACGGAUGAACUGUUCGGCAACGAAUCGAUGGACGUUGAUGCCCCCUCGCUGAUCGAACAGAGCACCAUACAGUCCUCCUGCUGGAACUCCACCAUGGGCAACUCAACAGCCAAUUCUUCGCUAUCACUUUCCCCACAGCACAUGAAAACCCGUCAGAGUACCCUUCAAUACACCGGUGACCCCGCCCUGCUGCCCAUCCGGGCCAAUGAAUUCACCUUUCUGGUGCGGUUUCUUCAUCAGCUUUCGAGUAAACUGAACCUUAUGUUCGGCCAGGAGAUGGACCUUCUUUGGAACCGACAGGACCUCUGGGGUAAACUUAGUCGUCAAGUUCUCUGUCCUCCGAUGGUGGCGCAAAUUUUUGACAAAUCCCAAGGCUACUGCGUGUUGGUCCAGGAACCACUGGGGCCCCGACUCAACCUGCGGAUGCUGGCUUCCCACAAGUCCGCCUUCGUGGUGGUCUGUUCGUUCUUCCUGGGCUACCUGUUCUUCAACGCGCCCAGCUACGGAUUCAUGCUGCUCGUUAGUGUUACCUUUAUAUAUCUGUUGAUUCGGUCGAUGGUUUGCGACCUUUCCAAGAGUACCACCACCCCCUUCCCGAUGCCGAUGCCGGAGGAUUCGAGGGCUGUCAACCGAACAGGUUAGUGCGUGUUGCAUUUUUGUUUAUUAUUUUUUUGAAAGUAUAUAUUUGAAUGAUUUUUUUUUAUAUAAUAAAAAUAUCGAAUAGAAAGAA